AUGAGCUACGUCGACCUCAACGGCAUCUGGCGCAGCACGGACGCGGGCGCGGCGGGCGACUACAACUACGUCCUGGAGCUCUCCGCGGGGACGGACGGCGCGCUGACCGGGUACAUGCGGGCGCCGCAGGGGACGUUCUACCUGCGCGGCCGGAUUGAUCCAGAGCCGCGCCCGGCGGCCCGGCCCGACGGCGGCAUCGCGUUCGGGUGGACCGUCUCGCGCCGGGCCGAGCAGGUCGUCGCGGAGUCUACAACGGGGUUCGCCGCGCAGUAUUUCCCUGAGGCAGACCGGAUUGUGGCGCAGUGGAUUAUCGCGGAGAGCACCACGCCUGCGGAUACGUGGAACAGCGCGAAUGUCGGCAGCGUCGUGUACACCCGCUCGCACGGCGGCCAGCUCGAAGAGCCGAUCGCGAAUCCGGAGCCGGAGGAACAAGCACUGGCGGCGGGCACCGCGUUUGACUACACGCGGCUGACGGGCAAAUGGUACAACGAGCUCGGGUCCUGCGUGGAGCUCUCCGCGGACCGGCUAUUCGGCCUCUCGGGCAAAUACAACUCGAGCGUGGGGGAGGCAGCCUCCGAGUACUUCCUCAGCGGGACGUUCGACCGCGUGCCGCCGGCCGCCGACGGGGGCAAGGGCGUGACCCUCGGGUGGACCGUCGGGUGGAACAACACGGCGUACGGCGACAGCCACUCCGCGAGCACGUGGGCGGGGCAGGUCUUCCUCGGCCAGGACCCGGCGUGGGACAUCAUCACGACGCAGUGGCUCCUCACGGUCAGCACCGCCGCAACGCGCGUGUGGGCGUCCACCAAUUUGGGCUCGGACGUCUUUCGCCGGACGCAGCCGGAUGGGGCAACCGUGGCGCGGGUCAAAGCCGCCGGCUUCGGUGCGGCGCAUCCGAGCGUCAGCGACAUCGUCGCGAGAGGCGAGAAGUAUGCCAAGUAA
This is a messenger RNA of Mycena indigotica, 942 nucleotides long. RefSeq names its product Structural origins of high-affinity biotin binding To Streptavidin. The record is from RefSeq and is a predicted model, not a curated record. The transcript has 2 exons. NCBI's taxonomy places the organism in Eukaryota, Fungi, Basidiomycota, Agaricomycetes, Agaricales, Mycenaceae. Gene Ontology annotation, molecular function: biotin binding. The coding region runs from base 1 to 942 and encodes 313 amino acids.